Messenger RNA from Styela clava, 3453 nucleotides. The record is from RefSeq and is a predicted model, not a curated record. Lineage: Eukaryota; Metazoa; Chordata; Ascidiacea; Stolidobranchia; Styelidae.
UCUUCACACUUUUCAGAUUAUUUGGACUAAUGUUUUGGUAUUUAGAGGCUUUGUUCUUGCUUUUUAUUUAUGUUUGUCAUGUAGAGGCAAUGGGGAACAUGCAUCAUUAUGAGCUUCAAAGUAAUGAACUGGAGAAACUUGUAUCAGAUGAAGAUAUAUUAUUUCGUAUAAUUAGGAGUGAACCUAACGACACAAAAAUUGAAAACGAACGGGAUCUCGAUCUAUUUGAAGACAGGAUGUAAGAUUAUUUUUUCAAGCUGUUUAGUUCGCCUAUUUUCCAUCAAGUUGUGUGAAGGGACGAAAACUUAUGGGCAGGGGGGAUGACGAACUAAAAAGCAAUUUUGGAUUUCCUGAUCGAAAUCAUAUCCCACCAGAUGGUGGCAGUAAAGAGCAAGGAACAACUGACGAGGGAUUGAUGGGAUCGACGUCAGAUUAUGUUCUGAUUGCUAUGAUCGUUGCAAUGAUGUUCUGCAUGACGCUCUGUUGUUUGUGUUUGUUUUGCCGAUCCUCGUCUCGUCUUUCAAUCUGUGGAAUCAAUUUCGAAUUGAACGAUCGAAGAAAUUCACUAGAUAACGGCGAAAACUUGAGUGAAAUUCAUGAAGUUGUUCCACUGACACCAACAACAGCUGGAGAUUAUAACCAUAGAAUACAAGACAUAGAAUCCAUGCUGCGGUCCGAUGCUCCUCCACCCAUGUAUACAGAAAUUGUCAAGAGAGCAGAAGCACAAGGGCACCAAGCCAAAGCAGCAGAAGCAAAAGGCAACAAAAGUUCUAGGAAGAAAACCCAUAGUGAUCGACCAAGCGAAACAAGUUCAUCGAGGUCGAAUGGGGGUCGAAGUUCAUGGAGAAUAUCAGGAAGAAGUAUUUUUGCGUCAUUUCGUGCCAAAUCUUCGAUACUACGAUCGCGACGUAGCGAGAGUGCCAUCCAGUGUCCAACUGUUGAUGAACAAGUAACGAUACGAUGCCAUCACAGCGACCAUGCACUCCCCCCUACUCUAGAAGAGAUUGAAUCAAGCUCAGGAACUCCUCAGAGGAGAGCUGAAAACGAGACAGAAGUUACCGUGGAAACCGUUAAUGGCGUCACAAGAGAGACUGACAAUCGAAAAGAAAUACCAGCAGAGCGGAACAAAGUUUUUGUUUACGAUGUAAACGAAUUACAAUCACCUGAGGAUGAUGACGAUGUUUUCUUAUGAUGUCAUCGGUUUGAUGAUGUCAUAUACAUCGGCAAAACAUGAACUAUAAGUUUUGCAGUGAUGUCACAUAUGCUUUCGUCAAUGCAAUUAUGAUGUCAUGACACAUAUGAUGUCACAAUAAGAUAUGAGGAUAACCAUUCCAAGGACUGUUAGUGCAAUAUGCUAGACUUUUGAAACUUUUUUAGUGAGUGGGUCAAACAUUAUAAAUUGAUCAUGAGAUAGGACUGCGGGUCAUAGAUUCAUUCAAUGUUUGCAUCAGUGAGUGCUGUUGCAACCUUAGUACACUUAUUGUUAGAUUGAAUUAGGGCCGACAUUUCUAAAAAAAAAAUUUAUCGUGUUGGGUUUUGCGACCUAAUAUGUCUUUAAAAAACCAUGGGGGUUCAAUGGUUUGCCAUCUCUAGCCUAGUUCUUAGAGCGGUGUCCUAACCCAUGACAUCCCCUCUCAGAUCUGUGCUUCCAAAGAGCUAGACAAAGUCUUGUACACUUUUUUUCAUUUUGAAGUUAUUUUUCACACAACUUCGUAUUUUUGUAACUGCCGUAUUCAUAAAAUCUUUUCUGCAAAGGGUCGCAUUGAGAAAAGCACUCAAUUUAAUUAGAAGACCAAGUUUUCAUAUAGUCAGUAUUCAUAUGGUUCGUUGUGUAGAAAGCUAGACAGGCUUUCUGUAGCGCAUGAUGAGUAUUCGAGUAGUGGAGGAAUAGUGUAUAUUUACUGCCUCCAGUGUUACCCCCUAAUAAGGUCGAGAUCACCCCAUACCCAAAUGAAUGUCAAAUUUAAUCUCCAAUGUAGGUCUAAUCCUAUUUACCUCCAUAAAGGUUGAUCUACCCCAAAAAUGGAGGUCAAAUUUACCCCCAAUCUGGUUUAUUUUACUCAAAGAAUGUAGCCCCCAAUGCAAAUCGAAUUCUAUUUAUCCUCAUAGAGGUUGAUCUACCGCUACAAUGGAGGAAUAAUACCCCAAGCUGAUUUAAUUUAAACCCAGAAUUUUAACCCAAUGCAAAUUGAAUGAUAUUAAUUCCUAUUCAGGUCAAUCUACUCCCCAAUAUAUUUCAAAUUUACCCCCAAGCUGGUUUGAUUUACUUCCAGAAUGUAACUCCCAAUGCAAAUCAUAUUUACCCCAUAGAGGUCGAUUCACCCCUUCAAUCGAGGUCAAAUUUACUCCGUAAUGGAGGAAUAAUAUACCUCCAGCUGCUUAUGCCAACUCUAAGCAUUUGUCCACCCAUUCUGUCAUCAGAACCUGUUUAUUCCCAACUAUUUACCUAGGUUUUAUUGAGUCGUAUAUUUUUAAUCCACAUUUUCAAAAUGCCAAAAUGUAAUUGGAUGUUUAUUUUCACUGGUUAUUUUUAGAAUAACACGUUUUACCUUCAGGCUGAUAGAAACCAUGGUUAUGGGCCACAAAUUUGUUAGGCGCUCAUGUAGUAUGUGAACCAAGAUGGCGGACACCGGAACGUAGUAUGUGUACCAGGUUAGGGUUAGGCCAUAAUUCCAGGUAGAAUACUAGUCUAGUCCCCGAACUCGAAAUAGAACUAAAAUAAGGAAAAUUGGAAUAAAAUUAUGACCUAACCAUAAUCUGGUACACAUACUACGUUCCGGGGUCCACAAUCUUGGUUCACAUGCUACGGGAGCGCCAUUUUUGUGAUUAUUGAAGAUCCAUUUUGAUUCAUUUCUGUUUACAAACAUACUCAUGAUGUCUCUUGAUUUGGUUUCUUAGCUUCAUUUGGUUAGAAUCAUUUCCUGUUUAGCAUCCAACUGGAAAGUUUAUGUUAAAGUUCACAAAUAGACAGAAAUUCAGUUUAUUCUUUAUGGAUAAAUUUUGUGCCCGUAAACACAUAUUAUUUCAUCAAAGUUUUUGUAAUAAUAAAUUUGGUUUUUCUCUAAGAGUGGGGGCAGCAACACAUCUACUUUAAAUGGCACCCAUUUCAAUUUGGUUUAUUAGUUGAAACUUUGAGUGGGGAUUGGAGUCUCGGUCAAAACUUCUUCCAAUCUAGAGUUGUUUUCAAAUGACUCUGACUUUGGAAUUUACCAAACUCCGCAGCCCCGGAAUCAGCAUUCUAUGAGUCGUCUGUAACGUUUGAAAAAUAACUCGCGAAACAGUCCGUCCAUGACUUUACAAUGCUCUAUGUGUUCUUGAUUGCAAUUUAUCGAAUUACCUUUAUGCACUUUUAAUUCAGCCAAUAUAUUUUUGUUAUUUUCUCUAUCUGUAUUUCGACACACAACUGCUGCUAUAGUGGCCUAUUCGGUUAAAAGUUUCGUUCUGUACAAUUGU